Closterium sp. Naga37s-1 is the source of this 1587-nucleotide messenger RNA. NCBI's taxonomy places the organism in Eukaryota, Viridiplantae, Streptophyta, Zygnematophyceae, Desmidiales, Closteriaceae. The record is from the annotation of a GenBank genome assembly.
AUGGUGUUUAUUGGGAUCGGGCUGAGGAGUCCUGUCAGAAACGGGUCGGCUUACUGCGAGUCGCUGCCCGAGUAUGGGAACCUGCUGGGGAACGACCUGCUGUGCCCGGCUCUUCUCAUCUACAGGUCGUACGGCAUUCAGUUCACGCAGGCGUCAGUGGUGGGGCGAAUAGACGUGUUCCGCUGCGCCUACACGAAGCUAGACUCGCUCUUUGCCACGGCGCCGUGGGACUUCCAGUACCACCCGGGGGUCAUCCGCAUGGGCAUGAGCGGCAUAGGCGUCAACCUCACCUCCUCGGAGAAUAUCAUCUCCAAUAACGACCUCUUUGGCGCGUGGGAGCUCAUCUAUCUCUAUCGCGGCACCAUCGGCGCCACCGUUCGCAACAACUUCCUCCACGACUACCUCUUCUCAGGCUUCAGGUGUGGUGCGGACGUGCAUUUCGCGUGGGACUGUGCGCUGACGACAGUGAAGCACAACUUUGUGUUCUCCCCGCAGAAGAAGAACCUCACAGGCGACUCUGCUGGCAUCUACUUCUGCACGCACUGGUUCAACCCCGGCAACACGGUGAGCUGCAACUAUGUGAUCGGCGGGGACCACUGCUACUACCUGGACUACUGCACGUCAGGCGUGGCCAUUCAGGGGGGCGUGUGCCUGCAGCUGUGGGACGGCGUGAAGCUCAACAACGGCAAGAGGAACCACAUCCGCAGCCUGCUCAUGGUGGGGCUGGGCCAGAGCCCCGGCUACAUCACGUGCUUCACCGUUACGCUGAAUCACUGCGGGAGGGAGCCGGGGAAGUACUGGGAGGCGAUGCGGAAGCUGAACUACGACACGCCAGAGAUCAAUAAGCCGGGGUGGUACUGGGAGGCCAUGCGGAAGCUGUACUACGACACGCCAGAGAUCAAUAAGGUGAGGGUUAAUAAAACUCCUCUCCACCACCCCUCUCCACCCCUCUCCACACCUCUCCACCCCUCUCCACUCCUCUCCACUUUUCUCCACCGAUCUCAACCCCUCUGCACCCCUCUCCACCCCUCUCCACCCCUCUCCACUCAUCUCCACCCCUCUCCACACCUCCACCCCUCUCCACACCUCUCCACCCCUCUCCACUCCUCUCCACCGCUUUCCACCCCUCCACUCAUCUCCACACCUCUCCACCCCUCUCCACUCCUCUCUACCCCUGUCCACCCAUCUCCAACAAUCUCCACCCCUCUGCAUCCCUCUCCACCCCUCUCCACCGCUCUCCAUCCCUUGCAAAACCCGCAUCCCUUGUUCCUCCACCAGGAAUGGCCAUGGAUGAAGCACGUGUGUCGGCAGACGCGCAUCGGCGCGUACAGCUGCAACCCGCCCGGGCCCGGCGCGCUCACUGCACACGACACCGGCGCGUGCAGCGGAAUGGCGACGGAAAACGACGUCGAAUACAUUGUUGUCGAUCCGGACUCUCUCAGGGACGCGGAAUAUCGGUACUGCGAGAAAAACCCUGGCGCGGAGUAUUUGAACCGGCAGGUUGUCUACAGGGUUGCUCGUUUCCCUUUCCUCUCCACCAUAGCAGCAGCGCUGCUCCCCUUCCUCGCCCCCAUCAUCUCAUCAUAG